Molecule: messenger RNA, 471 nt
Organism: Rotaria sp. Silwood2
Lineage: Eukaryota; Metazoa; Rotifera; Eurotatoria; Philodinida; Philodinidae
Source: the annotation of a GenBank genome assembly
AUGCGAGAAUUUCUCGCAACUGCUAUACCAGGUUAUAAACCUUUACAUAGGACAACUGUUCGGAAACGUCUUCGUACAUUAUAUAUUGAACAUCGUCGUACACUUCGCAAGGUCUUGCUAAAUGUUUCUGACUUGGCUUUGACUACCGACAUUUGGAAAGAUUCUCGAAAUCGUUUUUAUAUCAGCUUAACAGGACACUUUUAUGAUAAACAACUCAAACUGAUCUCAUUAACACUUGGUUUUCGUUUGCUUCAAGGGCGACAUAUCGCCAAUCGUCUUGCUAAAUAUAUUAAAAACGAAAUUAUGUCUUUAAAUAUUGAAGAAAAAGUACGAUGCAUCAUUACAGAUAAUGCACCAAAUGUCGUUAGUGCUAUACGUAAACUUGGUAUUGGAAUUCAUCACUCCUGCAUGGCUCACAAUUUAAAUCUUGUCAUUAAAUCAACUUUAUUUCCACCUGUGAAAAAAAAGUAA